Molecule: messenger RNA, 381 nt
Organism: Desarmillaria tabescens
Lineage: Eukaryota; Fungi; Basidiomycota; Agaricomycetes; Agaricales; Physalacriaceae
Exons: 3
Coding region: 1-381 (126 amino acids)
Source: RefSeq, a predicted model, not a curated record
AUGCAUGUGAUCUUUUGGGGGCUCCAGGAUCACCUUAAGGAGGUGCUUCAAUCUCUCCCUGAUAGUAUCUCACCACAUCUUCGCAAUGGUGUAGUUGCAGCUCAUGAAAAGUUGAGUGAAUACUAUUAUAAGUAUGAUGAGUCUCCUCUGUACACCUGGGCUGCAUUUCUAGAUCCACAUAUUUCUUAUGAGGAAAUGCAUGAUGAUUACACUGGUGACCAUUUGUUGGCCAACUACCUCAAGGAUGCCAAGCGUGAUCUCUACAAUUAUUACAACACAUUAUGCUGGUCAAGCUCUCCACAAAAGGUUGACUUCACAUCUAGAUACUGGAAGAAGACUGUUGUUGUCGACGAGCUAACAGCAUACUUCAACCUGCCUUGA